AGGAUGACAGUAGUAGUCAGGAUGCUCCCUAUCCGUCAUCUUCAUACAGGCGUAAUGGACCGCCAUCCCAUGACUAUGACUUCAACCAAUCCAACCUUCAUCUCCUGAAACAGGAGUUGAAAUUAGUGGUGCAAGAUAGGGACCACCUGAAAGAGGAACUGCAGAAGACACAGUCCCAGUUAGACUCCUAUUCCAAAAUGGCUUCUCUGGGCAGUGGCGACACUAAGAAUGUGACUGACAAACAUUUGGUGCGAGAUUAUGAUUGGUUAAAGACCCAGUGUGAUACUGCAAUGAACGAACUUCAAACGAUGAAGACUCAGUUGAGCAUUACGAUGAAUAAGUGUGACAAGGCCGUCAGGGAGAGUGAUUACUAUCGUAAUGAGCAUCGUAUCUCAGUGGACAAGCUUGAAGGCACACGUAUUGAGCUGCAUGCUCAGAAACAAGAAAUUAGUGAAUUACAAGGAGAAAAACAACGGUUACAGCAAGAGGUGAUUGACCUUCAAGAAUCACGAGAAGAAAAUAAACACGAAAUUGAAGAACUCAGAAAACAACAGCGUGAAGUCAUUUCAGAAAGUGGUAGUAAUGAAAUUCUCACACGCAUGUAUGAUACUGCAAUUGAAAAAUAUGAAGCAAUCAGAAAGGACAACGAGUCCCUUAGUAAACGAUACGCAGACUUAAUGUCCACACGUGAUAUUGCCAUUCACAAAUUAGAAUCUGUGCAAGAGGAGAAUGCGCGACUUAAGAAACAAUACACGGAUGUAUGUAAUGAGCGAGAUCGCGCAAUCAAAGAGCGAGUAGCACUUCAAAAACAAUGCACUGAUGUUGUGAGGCAGUGGGACAAAUCGCUGCGUACAGUGGAAGACUUGCGAGAACAGUUAAGCAAGACCCAACAACAGGCAAACCAAUCUGUUGUGCGAGUAACCAAAGAAAUAGCUCGCCUAACGGAAGAGCGGAAUGCAGCCAUAGAGGAGUACAGAUUAGUGAUGUCUGAAAGAGGGCAGGUACACAAAGAAAUGGAACAACUGCAAGAUAAACUUAAUGAGGCAAAUAAGAAAGGAGAAGUUUAUGAAAAAGACAAGAAAACAUUGCGAGAUGAAAUAGAAACAUUGCGCCAUGAGAUCACAUCGGCAUUACAUGAUCGUGACAAAGCUAUUAAAGAGUGCAACGAUGUCCGUGUCAAAUACGGUGAUAUUGUCACUGCAAAGAUUGAAGUACAGAAAGAGAGAGAUGAGGUACGCAGAGACGUUGAAAUGUUAACACACGAGCGAAAUGUGGCACGGAAAGAACGCCAUGAAGCAUUAGAACAGCGAGAUCGCAUUAUACGUGAAACAUGGAAACUGGCAGAUGAAAAAGAAUAUUCCACUAAAGAAGCAGAGAUGAAAAAGGAGAUUGAAAAACUAAAGGAAGACGUGGAAG
Molecule: messenger RNA, 1416 nt
Organism: Lingula anatina
Lineage: Eukaryota; Metazoa; Brachiopoda; Lingulata; Lingulida; Lingulidae
Product: disks large homolog 5
Biological process (GO): regulation of apoptotic process; negative regulation of hippo signaling
Cellular component (GO): plasma membrane
Molecular function (GO): protein binding
Source: RefSeq, a predicted model, not a curated record